AUGUAUCGUAGAACACUUGUACAGGCUGUAUGCCGGCAUUCCGUUCGAUUAUACCAUAGAACGGUUGUUCAUCAUAACACCACCAAACAGACAGUAACAAAGGCAAAGAUUCCAGAUCGCUUUGUCCAAGCUGUCAUUGAUAUAGUUGGCAAUGAUAAUGUGUCUACAACUGAUGCCAUACGGGAACAACAUGGCCAUGAUGAGUCCUAUCAUGCUACCUCACCACCAGACAUUGUGGCCUUUGCUGAGAAUACCGUACAUGUGAGUCGGGUGGCCAAGCUGUGUAAUGAUAAUGAGGUGCCACUCAUCCCCUUUGGAACUGGUACUGGAAUGGAAGGCGGCAUAAAUGCAUUGAAGGGAGGUUUGUGUCUCAACCUGUCAAAGAUGAAGAAAAUAGUAUCUGUCAAUGCUGAGGAUUUUGACUGUACUGUGGAGGCAGGGGUGACCAGAUUAACACUAAACAACUACCUAAGGGAUACGGGACUCACAUUUCCUAUAGACCCUGGUGCAGAUGCUUCCCUGUGUGGCAUGUGUGCUACCAGUGCCUCAGGUACCAAUGCUGUGAGGUACGGAACCAUGAGGGAAAAUGUCCUUAACAUGGAAGUAGUUCUGCCUGAUGGUCGUAUCAUCUACACUGCUGGUAAAGGAAGGCGCACAAAAAAAACUUCAGCAGGAUAUAAUCUCACAAAUCUAUUUGUUGGAUCUGAAGGCACACUUGGUAUCAUCACCCAGGCAACCAUUCGUCUCCACGGCAUACCAGAGGCUACAAUAUCAGCUGUUUGCUCCUUCAACAAUGUCCAGGAGGCUGUAGACUCCACGGUUCAAAUCCUACAGAUGGGAAUUCCUAUAGCCCGGAUAGAAUUCCUGGAUGAGGUAUCUGUAGAUGCAAGUAAUAGAUACAGCAAGCUGGAUAUGAAGGUGGCACCAUCUUUAUUCUUUGAGUUCACAGGAAGUCCUGAUACACUGGACAAACAGGCUGAGGUUGUCAAGGAAAUUACUUUCUUGAAUGGUGGAUCUGACUUUAAGUGGGCAUCAGAUCACCAGGAGAGAAACCGUCUAUGGAAGGCUAGACAUGACAUGUUGUAUGCCUGUAUGGCCCUCAAGCCUGGCAAAAAGCCCUACUCUACAGAUGUUUGUGUUCCAAUAUCCAACUUACCAGAGGUCAUAAUGAGGUCAAAUGAGGUCAUACAGCAGGCUGGGGCCAUUGAUGCGUUCAUGGUCGGCCAUGUUGGUGAUGGCAAUAUCCAUUCCUUAUUUCUAUUUGACACUGAAAAUAAGAAGGAAGUAGAACUGGUUCAGGGCCUAGCCGAAACCAUAGCAACAAUUGCCAUGGAACUGGAUGGAACCUGUACAGGAGAACAUGGUAUCGGAAUGGGUAAACGUGGACUUCUUCAGCAAGAGAUUGGAGAAACGGGCAUGGAGGUGAUGAGGCAGCUUAAGAGAACAUUUGAUCCAAAAGGAAUCAUGAACCCUGGAAAAGUCAUUUUUGAGUGA
Ylistrum balloti is the source of this 1494-nucleotide messenger RNA. RefSeq names its product probable D-lactate dehydrogenase, mitochondrial. Gene Ontology annotation, molecular function: FAD binding; D-lactate dehydrogenase (cytochrome) activity; D-lactate dehydrogenase (NAD+) activity. The record is from RefSeq and is a predicted model, not a curated record. NCBI's taxonomy places the organism in Eukaryota, Metazoa, Mollusca, Bivalvia, Pectinida, Pectinidae. The transcript has 12 exons. Gene Ontology annotation, biological process: lactate catabolic process. The coding region runs from base 1 to 1494 and encodes 497 amino acids. Gene Ontology annotation, cellular component: mitochondrion.